Messenger RNA from Gaeumannomyces tritici R3-111a-1, 285 nucleotides. RefSeq lists its product as hypothetical. The transcript has a single exon. The record is from RefSeq and is a predicted model, not a curated record. Lineage: Eukaryota; Fungi; Ascomycota; Sordariomycetes; Magnaporthales; Magnaporthaceae. Bases 1 to 285 code for a protein of 94 amino acids.
AUGGCCGCCGCUGCCGAGAUGGCCUAUGCGGAGGCGCUCCAGCGGCGAUGCGCUGCCGUUCCUGCGAGCAGCAGGCCCGGUCGUGAUGGUGCUGCUUCUGGCUACGGGGAGGGACUCGCCCAGCCCAGUGAAGGCGACAGCAGUAGCAGCAGUAGCGUCGACAUCAGCCAAUGCGAGACCGUCAUGGCGUCCUUGAAGCUGGACGACUACAUCCUGUCGCUGGCGGCCUGGUCGCAGCCCUACGUGCGCGAUCCGUUCCUCUUUGGCGAAGAUGGAAAUCCGUGA